GCAGCGAGAGCAUUCUUUCAAGCUAAUGAUUAAGCCCAGCGCCUGGCAAGGGCGUGGGCUGCUGGGCUGGGAAGGUGAGCCCCAUUCACACCUCAGCCAGGCUUGGGUGGCCAGGACUGGUUUGGGAAGGCAGAGCCCCCGGGGCUCAGGGGCCCUCAGCCAGCUGCUGCAGCCUCCUGCUCACCCGGGCUUAGAGGCGUCCAAGGCGUCUCAGAUCCAGAAAAGACGCUGCUGCUGGCCCCACUGGGGCUCUCCCCACACCCCUGACACCAUGAAGUUCCAGGCGUUCUGGACUGGGCUGGAAUAUACCUGCCGGCUUCUGGGCAUCGCCACUGCUGCAGUGUUGAUUGGAGUGGGCACUGAGACCUUCCUCCGAGGGAAGUUCAAAAGCCUGGCCUUCUACCUGCUGUGAGAUCACAGGGGCCGCCAUCUCCGUGUGUGAAGGGGCCUACUUUGUGGCUCAGCUUCUGUCCAUCUGCUGCAAGUGUCGGCCAGGCUCCCUGGCACACAGAGCGAAGGAGAAGACCCGCUGGCUGGGUUGCUUCCAGAAGUUCCUGGCCUAUAUGCUGCUCUCAGUAGCCUGUUUCCUCCACCCUGUCCUGGUCUGGCAUGUGACCAUUCCAGGCUCCAUGCUCAUCAUCACUGGCCUGGCCUACUUCCUGCUGAGCAAAAGGAAGAAGGGCAAGGCUGCCCCCAAGGAGCGGUGCCCCCCAGAGCGGUACACGGACCCCUCCAGCAGCGCCGUGAGCUCCACGGGCUCCGGGGACACUGAGCAAACCUACACCUUCCACGGGGCCCUGAAGGAGGGGCCCAGCUCACUCUUCAUUCACAUGAAGAGCAUCCUGAAGGGGACCAAGAAGCCCAGUGCCCUGCACCCCCCAAGCACCGUGCUGGAGCUGACGCUGGAGCCGCCCGACUCCCUGGCCAAGAAGAAGCAGGUGCACUUUGAAGACAGCGCGGUCCGGAUCAUCCCUUCCCUCGCGGAAGGUCUGGACCACGUGGACAGUGACGCAGAAGAAGAAACUACCUCGGACACCACGCCCAUCAUCCCCCCCGCCCAGUCCCCUCUCCUCUUGUCCUCACUCAUGGCCUCCGACCUGUUCUGAGCAACUCAGCUGGGCGUGCACAGACAUGGGUGGCCCUGCAGGUCAGCUCCUCCUGGACUCCAGAUGACUCCAGGGCGGCCACCAGGUGGUGUCGCCAAGUCAGCAGCGCUUCAGCAUCUCCAGAAUGGCACAGCUGAGGUUCGCGCAGCUUGGAACAAGCGCAAGGCUCCUUCUUGCUGGCCUUGGGCGGGAAGAGAGACCAUUCCUGCACUCCCUACAAGGCGAUGGGUCCCCGCUGUCUCAACCCCAAAGGGACAGAGACAUUUGCCCUGCCAAAAGCAGUGGGUGUACCUGGCUCCUGGCAAUGAGUCUGGCUUUCAGCAAGGGCCCCAUUCUGCCUCCCAGCACUGGAGCCCAGGGGUUCCUUGGCCACUAGAGUGUCUCGAGGAGAAUGGAGGUGGUCCUGAGUCCUGAGCUUGAUGGCUCAGAGCAGGGGUUGGGUGGGGAGAGGUUGCCGACCCUCGGGGUGAGAAAGGCCGGGCGGGCGGUGUGCAGUGUUCUCAACCUGCGCUAAGCAGGAGGAUUUUCAACGGCCCGCAGGGAGGCAAGGCUGCACUGUAUUCAUUGUCAAGAAAGGCAGGACAGAAGAGCAUUGCUGAGCACUCCCUGCAUCCCCACCUGCUAGAUUCCAAGCAGAUGAUGCAAACCAAAGAAGCUGAGAGCCCAUGACAGUGAUAGCAAUGUCCAGGGUGCAAUGUCCACUCCCUGUAUGUAGGCCAGGCCCCAGGUAGCCACACAGCACAGAGAAGUGGCUCAGCCACACUUAGACACCGAGCAAGUGGAGUGAGUGAUAAAUGGUUUGUUCAAAACAGAAAGGAGGGGAGGAGGGAGGACAGCGUGCAGACAGACAAGGUAGACAGAAGGAGAAGCUAGCCCAGGAUGAAAACAGAUAUUUGAACCACAUAGUUCUCGGUGGAGGAUUUGCAAUGUAGCUUUUACUUCCAAAUUGUGAACUUGGUUCAUAAGACUGCUGUCAGGGAAGGCAGCCUCCUGAUUCGUCACAGGAAACCUUGAUGCCCAAAGCAGGGGGAGAAAGGCAGAUUCCUAAGGGUUAUAUAUGGAGAGGGGGCCUGUCCCCUUGCUCCCAGAAGUGAGGUAGAGAAGUAGAGUGUGCUCGUCACAGUGCGGAGAAGGAGAAUGCUCGUUGUGGUACAAAUUUCAGCAUGGCCUAUGACAGUGUUGGAAAUGAGCAGUGGGGAGCUGUCAUGGGUCUGGCGCUGAAUGCUGCCCCCACGGUCCAAACCAGCGGGGAUCUUCCGCGGCAGAAGAGAUGUUUGCGCAAAAUGGAUUGAGGGUCUGCGUGCAGGUGGGAACUGUUUCUGAGCCUGCCAGCCACUUGCCCUGUCCUGGCUGGCCUUUGGUCAGUGCAGCUUAACACUUUCCCAAGUCCUCCCAGCUGUCAGAGCCAGCCGACAUCUGACAUCUUCUUGACUGUCCAGGUUUUUGGUUUUCUAGUGAAGUUCAGCCUUCUGUUGCUUUGCCACCAGUCAUAAGCACUCAUACCUGCUCUUCCCAAGAUUUGUCUGUAUGAUUUGGUUUUUGAUCACAACUCGGCACAUGCUGUUCAAAACAAGCUCAUUCUGAGGCUGAGCUCUGGGCUCGAUCUUCCGAAAGAAACCCUCUGCUCUGUCACCCAGGAGUCGGCAGCCAGGAUGGGAUCAGCUGUUCCUCCGCUAACUAGGUAGACAAAAGCGGCAACAGCCUUCUGUGGCUGUGGCUUGCCCUUCCCUGUGUGGAGCCUCGGCCCUGGAGAUGAGAUGAGCAAGGGUUAGAAGGGCAUCCAUUUGGGAAGCCUGCCAGGCCUGGAGCAGAGCUCCCUGGAUGUAAGUGGAGGUUCAGAAGAAAGUGAGGCUGACCCCAUAACUCCUAUUGACGUACCUUCAAAGUGUCCUUUAUUUUUAGCUAACACUUUAUAAAUCAGGUUGAAGAUACCCACAGACAUUCCUGU
Jaculus jaculus (lesser Egyptian jerboa) is the source of this 3054-nucleotide messenger RNA. It is a transcript of the gene Tmem72, whose product is annotated as transmembrane protein 72. The transcript is spliced from 5 exons. Bases 564 to 1106 code for a protein of 180 amino acids. Lineage: Eukaryota; Metazoa; Chordata; Mammalia; Rodentia; Dipodidae. The record is from RefSeq and is a predicted model, not a curated record.